AAACGCUACAUUUUUUUUUUUUUUUCGGUAAUGGAUAGAUAAUACUCUCACCCUUAGCAAGUUGAAGACAUUCAUUUAUAUUCUGCACCUACGCCGGCGUGCAUUGUCGCUCCGGCCGGCUAAUUCCAUCUUCCAAAAGCUUUCUGAGGGAGGUGAUCUAAGCUUAAUGAUCCAUGCCAAUCAUAGUCAAUAAUAACAGGACAGAUAUCAGGUUGAAGAAUUAAUGGUGCUUUUGAACUUUUGAUUAGAAGAGGAGAAGAUCCAAACUGCUUUGAAUUUCUUUACUAGAAAGUGUUUGCCUACACACAAUGGUUUCACUUCUUGCAUUUUGGAACCAUUGAGUGAGUGCUUUUUCGAGUUCAGAAUACCGAGAAAUAAUGGAUUUCAGUGACGGCUUCGUAUCGAAAGAGCACAGGGAGCUUCAUCGUUCUGCUUCAGAAAGUGCAGAUCCACUCUCUGUUUCUCCAUUGCAGGUUUCACCAAAAUCUCCAAGGUCACCAAAGUCUCCAAAGUCCCCAAAAGUGCAAGCAAAGCAUGGCAAAGGAAGUCCACUUAAGCAUGACAAGCAUGCAUGUUCUUCAAAAUUUGGGAGUCCUAAAAAAGGAGGCUCUGGGGGAAAAGGUACCUGGGGAGGAUUACUUGAUAUGGGUGAUGAUUAUAUUCUUGAUCCAAAUGACCCAAAUUAUGAUAGCAGCGAGGAAUAUGAACAAACAAACUUGAAAAAAGAGAUCAGAGCAGAUUUCUUGGACUACAAGAAGAAGGCCACCAUUAUAGUGGAAGAAUACUUUGCCACUGAUGAUAUCACCUCAACUGCAAAUGAACUCAAAGAAGUCAAUAUGCCUGGCUAUAACUACUAUUUUGUGAAGAAGCUUGUCUCACUUGCCAUGGAUAGGCAUGACAAAGAGAAAGAAAUGGCUGCUGUUUUAUUAUCUACACUUUAUGCCAACAUCAUUGAUCCCCCACAGGUUUACAAAGGCUUCAGUAAACUGGUGGACUCAGCAGAUGACCUUAUUGUCGAUAUACCAGAUACGGUUGAUGUUCUUGCACUAUUCAUAGCUCGAGCUGUUGUUGAUGACAUACUUCCUCCUGCAUUCUUGACCAAAAAAAUCGCUACUUUACCUAAGGAUUCAAAAGGGGUUGAAGUCUUGAAAAGAGCUGAGAAGGGCUAUUUGUCUGCACCUCUCCAUGCAGAAAUCGUGGAGAGGAGAUGGGGAGGUAGCAAGAAUAAAACGGUUGAGGAUGUGAAGGCUAAGAUAAACAAUUUCUUGAUAGAGUAUGUAGUAAGUGGUGACAAGAAAGAGGCUUGUAGAUGCAUCAAGGACUUGAAACUUCCUUUCUUCCACCAUGAAGUAGUUAAAAGAGCUCUAAUAAUGGCAAUGGAGAGGCGUCAAGCUGAAGGGCGACUGCUAGAUCUGCUGAAGGAGGCUGCAGAAGAAGGUUUCAUCAACUCAAGUCAAAUAUCAAAAGGGUUUAGUAGAAUGAUUGAUUUAGUUGAUGACUUAUCCCUUGACAUACCAAAUGCAAAGAAAAUAUUGCAGUCACUUAUCUCCAAGUCAGCAUCAGAGGGUUGGUUAUGUGCAUCAUCUUUGAAAUCAAUCUCACCAGAUUCACCGGGAAAUCGAUAUUUGGAGGAUAGAGUUGCUAGAAUUUUCAAGAUAAAAGCUCAAUCUAUUGUUCAAGAGUAUUUCAUGUCUGGUGAUAUUUUUGAGGUAAGUAGCUGUUUGGAAUCGGAUAAUGAGACUUGUUCUGCUGAACUGAAUGCUAUAUUUGUGAAGAGACUGAUAACUCUGGCAAUGGAUAGGAAAAAUAGAGAGAAAGAAAUGGCAUCUGUCCUGUUGUCAUCCUUGUGUUUCCCACCUGAUGAUGUUGUAAAUGGGUUUGUAAUGUUGAUAGAAUCUGCAGAUGACACAGCUCUAGAUAACCCUAUUGUUGUUGAAGAUCUCGCUAUGUUUUUAGCUAGAGCUGUGGUGGAUGAAGUCUUGGCCCCACAACACUUGGAAGAGAUUGGGACCCAGUGCUUGGGACAAGAAUCAAUUGGGAAUAAAGUACUUCAAAUGGCAAAGUCAUUACUUAAAGCUAGACUUUCUGGGGAAAGAAUUUUAAGAUGUUGGGGUGGUGGUGGAGGAGGAAGCAAUAGGCCUGGUUGGGCAGUUGAGGAUGUGAAAGACAAGAUUGGGAAGCUGCUAGAAGAAUUUGAGUCUGGUGGGGAUGUUAGAGAGGCUUGCAGAUGCAUAAAGGAGUUAGGCAUGCCAUUUUUCCACCAUGAGGUUGUCAAGAAAGCACUAGUGACAAUCAUAGAGAAGAAGAAUAAGAGGCUUUGGGUUUUGCUGGAACAGUGUUAUGGGUCUGGACUUAUAACAAUGUAUCAAAUGACCAAAGGUUUUGGGAGGGUUGCAGAAUCUCUAGAUGACUUGGCUUUGGAUGUUCCUGAUGCUGAGAAACAAUUCACUCAUUAUGUUGAACAAGCCAAGGAUGCUGGAUGGCUGGAUUCCUCAUUUUCUUUUAGCAGAUAAGAAUCAGAUAAGGUGAGUGGACGGCUCAGGUAGCAAUGAUCAUCACCAGGUCCUUGGUUUGUUUAGGACUUGUGAUUAAAAAUCCUCAACCCAUAAUUUAGUAUAUGUCCCAAAAAAAAAAAAGAUGAACGGAUAUGCUUGUGACAAAGAACUGCAUCUACUAGCUACAUGAUUAUAUAUAUAGUCUAAACUUCGUAAUAUUCAAUGCAUACAGACAUUCAUACACUAACAUUUACCAUAAAAAAUUUUCCCCAUGCACAAAUUAAGUCAUUUUGCUCAACUAUUUGCUCUUGUUUCAAAGGGCCAAUUAAGAUCAACUGUUAGCUUUAUUCCAUCUUGCUUAUUAUUAAGAUAAUUUUAGUUA
Molecule: messenger RNA, 2877 nt
Organism: Ziziphus jujuba (common jujube)
Lineage: Eukaryota; Viridiplantae; Streptophyta; Magnoliopsida; Rosales; Rhamnaceae
Product: MA3 DOMAIN-CONTAINING TRANSLATION REGULATORY FACTOR 2
Exons: 4
Coding region: 378-2513 (711 amino acids)
Biological process (GO): negative regulation of DNA-templated transcription
Source: RefSeq, a predicted model, not a curated record